Hydra vulgaris (swiftwater hydra) is the source of this 1437-nucleotide messenger RNA. RefSeq names its product melanopsin. Gene Ontology annotation, cellular component: plasma membrane. Gene Ontology annotation, biological process: cellular response to light stimulus; phototransduction; G protein-coupled receptor signaling pathway. NCBI's taxonomy places the organism in Eukaryota, Metazoa, Cnidaria, Hydrozoa, Anthoathecata, Hydridae. Gene Ontology annotation, molecular function: G protein-coupled photoreceptor activity. The record is from RefSeq and is a predicted model, not a curated record.
AUCUAGGUGUUAAGCAACCAAUCAAAACGCAGGUGUAACAGUGUUGCUUAGCAAAACGCUAUCUUGUAUCGGUAAAUACCAAAAUAGCUUAUUCUUUCUCAAGCAGGAAACGCACAUCAAAAUAUAAAAAGAGCUAUUUAAAAAAAAUAACGUAAAAUGAAAAGAUAAUUGAGGCACUUGAGGAAAAAGUAACGAUUUGCUAAAAGUUGUUGUUUUUUUAUUUAUCAAAACUUUAAAUUUUAGAGCGUUGUUUUCAACAACAACAACAAAAAAAAGUUGAACAAAAAAAAAUCUAAUGCUUAAUACUUCGCUUUUAUUUACGGUUUUUUUUGCUAUCGCGGUGAUAUUCGCUAUAAUCUUAAAUAUAAUUGUUCUUUAUGGAUUAAACCUGCGAUACCACAAACGUACUUUUAAAUGUCACGUAUGGAUAGCUUUAUCAGUUUUUGACUUUGUUCGAAAUGUUUUUGAAGCUCCUUUAGAAAUUGAUGCUAUUUUUUAUGGAAAGUACCGACUAAGCAUAGAAUGUUCUGUAAUUGGCUAUUGCAGUAAAUUUUUAGAACUUUCCUCAAUUGGAAUGUUAACGGUUAUUAUUGGUGAACGCUACAUCAGUAUUUGUCACCCAGGAAUGUUAAUAAGAUAUUAUGGAAAAAGAGCUUUCUCGUUUACUUGCGUCUCAUUUUGUAUAUUUUAUGCCGCAUUUUGGUCAUUUAUGCCUUUUUUUGGAAUCGGCGAAUUUGUGAACAAUAACGAGUAUUGUUAUCUUCAAAAUAUAACCAAGCCAAGCGUGGUUUUUAUGUACAAACUAAGUUUGCUUGCUUUUGCAGUUUUAUUACCAGUUUUCAUACUGUUUUAUUGUAGCAUAUCAACACUUAGAGAAUUUAAACAAGCAAAAGAAAGAACCAUAAAUGUGUUUGGAAACGUUUAUUUAGCAAAUGACUGCCAAAAAGAAGAAAAAGAAGCGUUGUUGUUAAUAAUUAUGACCGUCAUAAUGGCUGUUACUUGGGUUUCGUAUUAUACAAUCCACUUAGUCCUUGCUAAUCAUGCGAUUAAUAAGAAGGUUAUAUUUACAGGAGAAAUUUUUAGUCAGUUAACAACGGUAUCCACUCCUUUUUUCCUGAUAUUAACAGACAAAGGUUUUAAAGCGACACUAAGUAGAGUCUUUUUAAGAAUUUUUCAUAAAAUUAGCUUUAAAACUAAACGCCACGUGACCGUAACUUCCACACAGCUUUUCAAAAUUAACAAAAAUAUCAAAGAAAAAAAAUAUUCAUCACAAUAUACAAGCAGAGUUGGUAAAUUUACCAGACAUUCAGAAAUUGAAAUGGAUCAUAAAAUACAAUUUGAAGAUGUAAUGAGAAAUGUGACAAAAUGAGGCCAUUGUUGAUAUUUGACAUUCUUGUUUGAUAUUUGUUCUUAGUAAAAUAUUAUAAAAUAGAAAAA